AUGAAAUUAAUCCAAUAUAGAACAUGGGAGUCUUUGCUGGUGUUGUUGGUUGCCCUCCUCCUCUCAUCGCGGAUCGCCUCGAGUUCACUUUUGGAUGACAGCCCCCAGAAGCGACAAGUUUCCAACUCCGAUGGACCAACCUCAUCACUACCGGAUCCGACAUCAUUAGAGCUAUCGUCACUCGACCCUGCACCAACCUCUUCUGGUGGCAGUGAUGAUGGGUUACUGUCUGCUGGAACGGAUGCGGGUCUUUCCACCACACCCCCCUUCAGCAACUCUACCACAACAACCUCAAAAGUUGAACCUCCUCGAUCCGACGAGCCUGGUUCGACUAGUACGGUCACGCAAGUCCCCGUUCCAACGAAGGUGACGGUUACACGCACUAUAACCGAUGAAUUUGGUCGAGAGUCAACAACAACCGAUGUGGUUCCGACAACGACAAUGGUUUCGUCGGACGACCCUUCUCUAGCGAACGGAGGCGAACCCGGGUCUCCAUCUGGUGUUACUCCGCAGCAGAAAAAGAUUAUUAUUGGCGUUGUUGUUAGCGUCGUUGGUAUACUGUCUAUUGUGGGCGUCGCUGGUGUUAUAUGGCGGAUUUGGUUUAGUCGGCGUGGAGGUGAAGAAGAUCUCUCACUCCAUCGCAAGGAAACACCUCCACCGUUGUCGGUUUCGAGUAUACCAAGCGGCGAUGGCACCGCUCGAAUUGUUAGCGGAAGUGACCGCAGAAAAAAGUCAGCAUUUGGGAACAUGAAUCCCUCCUCUAAUUUCUGA
This is a messenger RNA of Orbilia oligospora ATCC 24927, 771 nucleotides long. RefSeq lists its product as uncharacterized. The transcript has a single exon. The record is from RefSeq and is a predicted model, not a curated record. Bases 1 to 771 code for a protein of 256 amino acids. Lineage: Eukaryota; Fungi; Ascomycota; Orbiliomycetes; Orbiliales; Orbiliaceae.